UAAUGUUUUUUUUUUUUUUUUUUAGCGUCAUAGCGUCUGCUGCACUGAGUUGGCGUGUGAUGACACGCUUCGCACCGGAGAUUCUCGUCGCGUAUCACUUCUUGUACUAUUUGUAGUGUAUCUUGAAUGGGAAAUCAUGAAUAUUGUGUCGCCUACAUGGCGGAAAUCCAGUUCACCGUGCUUCGUCCACAAGCUUCAUCUUAAGUGGCUUCUAUCGUGAUGCCGACUCCAGUUUGAGACCAGUGCAUCGCUUGUUUCGAGUGCCGAGCAAUGGGUGUUCACGGCCUGUGGCAAGUAGUGGAGGCUGCGGGAAAGCCAAUCGCCCUCGAAACGUUAGAGAACAAAGUUCUCGCCGUCGACGUGAGCUUAUGGCUUCAUCAGGCCGUCAAAGGAUUCCGUGAUGCCCAAGGAAGUCCCGUGGCCAAUGCGCACUUGUUGGGGUUGCUUCAACGAGUUUGCAAGCUUCUAUUUUACGGAGUUAAACCCGUCUUCGUCUUCGAUGGAGGCGUGCCACAGCUUAAGAAACAAACUCUGGCUGCUCGUCAGGAAAGGCGUACAUCUGCACAAGAAAGUGCGCAGCGCAAGGCUAGACUACUGAUUUUGAAGGCCCGGCAGAGAGGGUCGAAACGACCAGCGCCCAAGGCACCGGUAGAUGACCUGUAUGUUUUGCCACCUCUGCCAGAACACUGGAACAAAUUAUAUAAAGUCGAGGAUGAUGAUGAAGACUGGCACAAGGAAGAUGCUCUCUGGGAGUUGGCAUCACUUGACUGUGACUCAAAAGAAUUCGCAGCCCUUCCAGCCGAGAUGCGUCACCGAGCAUUGAUUGCCAUGCAGCAUCAUCAUCGCUGGCGUCCCACGAGGGCACCUGAGGACUCUGAGGAUUUCUCUGCCUACCAGCUGCGGGGCCUUUUGCGCAAGCGUACACUGCAGCAGCGUGCUGCAGAGGCUCGUCAAGAAAUGAAGCCUGAGCCAUUUUUGUGGGGUGAAGAGGCCCACGUCAGUCGAGUUGCCUCCCAGGCCAACACUCACCAGGUCAUUGUGAACACCAGCCCCACCAAACGUGCACUGCGAAUGAAAAGUGAGCAGGGUGAUGUAGAUGAUUGUCCUGCUAAGGACGAGAACACGGCCAGCCAAGUAGAAAAGAAUGAUGCUGGCUCAGGUGACGUCGUCGGCAAAAACACAUCUUUGUCGAUACAAGACCCGGCUGUUCUAAAGUGGCUUUCUGAAGAGUGCUCUCCAAACAAAGCCACUCAGGAGAGUUCUAUAACAACCAGGAAUUUGUAUGGUGCCGAGUCCAGCAAAACACACCACACAACCGUAAAGUCUACUGUCAAGCGGGUGGUGGACUUGGCAGAUGAAUCUGACGAGUCAAGCAAACAGAAUACGAGUCGCGAGGAUGGCCUAGCAAGUCGUGCAAGGCAGGCCAGUGAACAGGCACAGCCAAAUGCUACGGACACCUCUGGAGAAGCCAACGGAGUGCGCAGGCAGCCUGAAAGGAGUGAAGAGAGCACAAACAUUUCCUCAGCACUGCCAUCAUUAGCUGUAGACUCGUCACUUCCCACAACACCUGUAGCCGAGGGACCUGUAGCACAAUCUGCGGAUCGAUUGGCUUUCCCAAGUGACAGGGUUAAAAGCACGGACGAGCAACAAGUCUCGACUGAACAAGAUAAUGAUGCUGCUUCAGAUGGGUCGGGAACACAGGAUAAGAAAAUGAGUUCUUUCGACAUCGCUGGGAAGCCUAAAGAGUCGGAAGAGGCUGGCAACAUUGUGCUCUCAGACGAGGAUGAGGAAGAAAAAGACGAGGAUCUGCUUGCAGCUAUUAGGGCCUCCUUGUCCGAGCAGCAGAAGGAGGACACUGGUGAACAGCCUACAACCAGCAGUGGCAGUGAAAAAACCAGCUUCUGGAAGCCUCCUAGAACUGAAGAAGAGAAACGAGAGCUUCAGAUGAGAGAGCAGGAGCUGGAACAAGAGGCGGCUCGCCAACAACGCCAUGCAGCAAGCCUCAAUGACCUGCUUGUGAAGGAAUGUCAGGAGCUUCUUGCACUGCUGGGCCAGCCGUAUGUGGUGAGCCCUGGGGAGGCAGAAGCCCAGUGUGCGUGGCUGGAGCAGAACGGACUUAGCCAAGGGGUCGUGACGGAUGACAGCGAUGCCUGGCUGUUUGGGGCCCAAUGCGUUUAUCGUCACCUGUUCCGCCCUGACCGGCGUCCCAUGCGCUUUUUGAUGAGAGACCUUGCCUCACAGUUUGGCCUCGACCGUCAGAAGAUGGUGGCCUUUGCUCUGCUGUGUGGCAGUGACUACACUACAGGCGUUAGUGGUGUGGGGCCUGUAACUGCCAUGGAGGUGCUCAGCGAGUUCAAAGGAGGGGACGCUGUUUCGCUCCUGGACGAAUUUCGCACAUGGCUGGAGAAAGCCAAGGAAGAAAAAGUCCAGCCAGGCAGCAAGACACGGUCGCACCUGGUGCGCCUCUCUCUGGAGCCUGGCUUCCCUAGCAGCCGGGUGGCGCAGGCGUACCUUGAGCCCACCGUGGACGACUCACGCGAGACUUUUUCCUGGGGCACUCCGGAUCUGGAUGCCUUGCGGACUUAUGCAAACCAGAAACUUGGCUGGAGCCAGGAAAAGCUGGAUGACCUUUUAUUGCCAGUGCUGAAGCGUAUGGGUGUAAAGCAAAAACAGACUCGUAUGGAGCAAUAUCUGGAGGCGUGCCAGGCGCCACCUAAACCCAAGCUGUUCCCAAGCAAGCGUCUCACUAAGGCCGUGGGCAAGCUGGCACCCUCUAAAAGGGCCAAGAUUGAGGAGCCACAGCUCUCUGAAGACAGCGACUCAAGCUAGCAGCAGAAGCAGCAGCAAAAAUGCACCCUCAUUGGACAGUGUGACGACACAUUGAGUAGAGGGCGUCAGUCAGUGAAUGUGCCCCCUGUGUUAAAAAAAAAAAAGACAGCAGACAUUGCCACUUGCAAUUCAAAAUGAAUUUUAAAAGGAAAUGCAGUUGAAAUGUAUUGUCACAGAAACACAUUACUCACUGGAGCACAUGUCAAUAAGUGUCACUAAUUACAAUUUGUCAGUUAGUGCACAAUGUAAAGGGGCCCUGCCACACCUUCUGAAUGUGGUCAUAAAACGCUGCCGAUCGGUGGUCAAGGCUCCCAAGAACAUGCGGAGCCAAGCGUUAAAGAGCAGCACACAGCCUGGAAUUAAUGAUGCAUUUUCCAAGUUGGCUG
Rhipicephalus microplus (southern cattle tick) is the source of this 3215-nucleotide messenger RNA. It is a transcript of the gene mus201, whose product is annotated as rad2 superfamily protein mus201. Gene Ontology annotation, cellular component: nucleus. Lineage: Eukaryota; Metazoa; Arthropoda; Arachnida; Ixodida; Ixodidae. Gene Ontology annotation, biological process: nucleotide-excision repair. The record is from RefSeq and is a predicted model, not a curated record. Gene Ontology annotation, molecular function: DNA endonuclease activity; single-stranded DNA binding.